Molecule: messenger RNA, 1698 nt
Organism: Bipolaris victoriae FI3
Lineage: Eukaryota; Fungi; Ascomycota; Dothideomycetes; Pleosporales; Pleosporaceae
Exons: 9
Coding region: 1-1698 (565 amino acids)
Biological process (GO): transmembrane transport
Molecular function (GO): transmembrane transporter activity
Source: RefSeq, a predicted model, not a curated record
AUGCCCAAGACUGACGCACCCUGUCUUGAGUACGCCAUGGACACUAAGCCUACUCCCGAAAUUGAACCACACCCAUCAGACGAGGAAACUGGGCCGAGGUUCAACGAGCAAACUAACUAUGUGCCGGUCAAGACUAUCAUUACUAUAUUUCUGGCCUGCGCAAGUAUUGACUUGCUAGCAUUGUUAGACCAGACUACUCUUGGAGCAAGUUUAACCAUUGUCAGCAAGGCUCUUGACGCUGACAGUGAGCGCGCAUGGAUUGCAGGCGCCUACUUCCUCACAUCGACCUCAUUUCAAUUACUCUAUGGCCGCCUUUCCGACAUAUGGUCUCGCAAAGUCGUCUUGAGUGUCGGCAUUGCAGUCUUCUUCUUCGGUUCAUUAGCCGCGUCACUGGCACAGUCAGCCGUUCAACUCAUCAUUUUCCGUGCCUUCACGGGAGCCGGAGGCGGCGGUCUUGUGACAAUCGCCCAAUUGAUAGUUUCUGAUAUAGUACCGCUUCGCGAAAGAGGCAAGUAUCAAGGUAUACUGGGGGCUGUUGUAGCGCUGGCCAAUGGAAUCGGACCAAUCAUUGGAGGUGCACUCGCCUCACAAAGCCCAGAUUCUUGGCGAUGGAUAUUCAGGCUGAAUCUCUUCACAAGUCUUGUGGCUAUUGGCGCUGUGACCUUCUUGAUGCCAUUACGCAAAGUCCACGGCGCAUGGAAAGAAAAAGUAGCAGCUAUCGACUUUUUUGGAGCUUUCCUAGCCCUUGCCGGCUCCACACUACUCGUGUUGGCAUUGACGUGGGCUGGUGGUGAACACCCAUGGGAAUCUGCUCACGUUGUCGCUACUCUUGUCGUCGGCGUUGCAGUCUCCGCAGGUUUCAUACUAUGGCAAUGGAAAGGUACCAGUGUGCCGCUAGUUUCACUGGAAAUAUUCACUUCAAAGGUCGUUAACGGGGCGAUGUUGACAAUGUUUGUCAAUGGCUGGAAUUUUCUUGUCCAGAUCUUCUACAUCCCGUCGUUCUACCAACUGGUAUACGGUUAUUCAGCUGUCAAGUCUGGAGCACUGUUGCUACCUAUCACACUCACACAAACGCUCUUUAGUACACUCUCUGGUCUCGUAGUGCAUUGGACUGGACGUUACCGGGAAUGCCUUCUCAUCGGAUGGGCAGUAUGGGCAAUUGGAUUGGGCUUACUAUCAACGCUUGACAGCCCUUCUCUUGGAAAGCAGAUAGGAUACUCUCUUCUUGCUGGUUUUGGACUUGGAAACACACUGCAGCCAAGCCUGAUCGCUGUCCAAGCAGGAGUCGAACGCAAACACAUGGCAGUCGUCACAUCAACACGCAAUUUCAUACGCAACCUCGGCGGUACCCUAGGAUUGGCAAUUGCGGGAACCAUUGUCAAUAAUGCCGUUCGUCAUUCACUAGCACCAUACGGACUCUCUAGAACGGAAUUGAACCUACUUCUCAACUCGCCAGACCUAUUUCGCGAGUCGGUCGGGACACAGCGUAUGGAUCAAAUUCGCGUCACGCUCACCUCAGCAUACAAGGAAGGCUUUCGAAUCAUUUUCAUCGUGGGUGCGGCUCUCAACGCCAUUGCCUUUGUCGCUGCCUGGUUCUUGAUGCCUCAGGUAGAACUUGCACGGAAGGACGAUGCUCAGCUAAAGGAAGAAGGGCAGAAGAGGCAUGAAGAGAGGCGUAAUAAAUCCUCUAAAGUCUAG